Molecule: messenger RNA, 746 nt
Organism: Sinocyclocheilus rhinocerous
Lineage: Eukaryota; Metazoa; Chordata; Actinopteri; Cypriniformes; Cyprinidae
Product: zinc finger matrin-type protein 2
Exons: 6
Coding region: 80-676 (198 amino acids)
Biological process (GO): mRNA splicing, via spliceosome
Cellular component (GO): spliceosomal complex; U4/U6 x U5 tri-snRNP complex
Molecular function (GO): zinc ion binding; nucleic acid binding
Source: RefSeq, a predicted model, not a curated record
UGGUUUGAUCACUUUUUAAAUUUGAAGCGACUGCACUGGUUUACGACAGCAAUACGCUUUACGGCAUCACGGUAGCAAAAUGGCGUCUGGCAGUGCGUCCAAGAAUGAUUUUCGUCGUAAAUGGGACAAAGAUGAAUAUGAACAGCUGGCCCAGAAACGACUCACGGAAGAGAGAGAGAAAAAUUCAGGCAAGCCUGUGCCCCCAGUCAAGCGGGAGCUUCUCCGCCACAGGGAUUAUAAAGUGGAUCUGGAGUCAAAACUGGGGAAGACUCUCGUCAUCACAAAGACCACACCACAGGCUGAGAUGGGAGGGUAUUACUGCAAUGUCUGUGAUUGUGUAGUAAAAGAUUCCAUCAAUUUCUUGGAUCAUAUCAAUGGUAAAAAACAUCAGAGAAACCUGGGAAUGUCCAUGCGAGUGGAGCGCUCUUCAUUGGAUCAAGUUAAAAAACGUUUUGAAGUAAACAAGAAAAAACUGGAGGAAAAGCAGAAGGAGUAUGAUUUUGAGGAAAGAAUGAAGGAGUUGCGAGAGGAGGAGGAGAAAGCGAAAGCCUACAGAAAAGAAAAGCAAAAGGAAAAGAAAAGAAAGGCAGAAGAAGAUCUCAACUUUGAAGAUGAUGAUGAAAUGGCUGCUGUGAUGGGAUUCUCAGGUUUUGGAUCCUCCAAAAAAGGCCACUGAUCACUCAUUUUAAAAGUUUGCUCACCAAGGCCUUCUGUGAAUAGGUAUCCCUGAACUGUAUGAAAAUUUU